AUGAUUGUAAAGAUGAAAGAACAGAUACAAUUUCCCAACUACUUCAAAAAACAGGACCAACAACCAGUAGCAGAUAUUAGUGGAGCCUGGGGGUACCGGGCCACUACUCUGAUUCUGACACCUAAUUUCCUUAGCCCGUCUUUCUUGCCCUUCAUCAUCGUUAUCUGCAAAUCUCCAUUAAACAAGAAAAGAGCCAGAACAAACAAAAGAACCCUAAUUAUUUCUAAAUCCGCAACUCAAGACGAGUGGCUCAAGAGUUUACCCGACAAGAAGAAGCCAUUAUACUCACACAGCUUACCUUGCGUCGAGGCGUGGUUGAAGCAAUUAGGGUUUUUUCAGAGCAACGACGAUAGAGCUGUUUGGUUUAUUGAAAAACCAGAUUGGCAUGCGAAGCUCUCUCUUGAUGUCACAGACCUUUAUAUCAGGUAUCUAAAGAGUGGGCCUGGAAAUCUGGAUAAAGAUAUGGAGAGAAGAUUCAGUUAUGCAUUAAGCAGAGAAGAUAUCGAGAAUGCUAUACUUGGAGGACCUUGAUCUAGUUGAAAAUUUGAUUCCAUAAUUUCUGAGCUUUUAGUUGUUUGCAGAUCAUUAAUUGUCUGUUCAUUGGGUUGAAUGAAUAAUUAUUUGUUUAUGGUUGCUGAAACAUGAGAAGUCAUGGCAUUACAUCAAUUCAGAUUUGAGAUUCCCAUAACAAAGAAAUGUUACAUAAAUGAC
This is a messenger RNA of Lactuca saligna, 711 nucleotides long. The record is from the annotation of a GenBank genome assembly. Lineage: Eukaryota; Viridiplantae; Streptophyta; Magnoliopsida; Asterales; Asteraceae.